This is a messenger RNA of Ziziphus jujuba (common jujube), 861 nucleotides long. RefSeq lists its product as uncharacterized. The record is from RefSeq and is a predicted model, not a curated record. The transcript has 3 exons. Gene Ontology annotation, cellular component: nuclear speck; cytosol. Gene Ontology annotation, biological process: DNA repair; negative regulation of double-strand break repair via homologous recombination; regulation of sister chromatid segregation. Bases 204 to 668 code for a protein of 154 amino acids. NCBI's taxonomy places the organism in Eukaryota, Viridiplantae, Streptophyta, Magnoliopsida, Rosales, Rhamnaceae.
GUAAAAAAUAAUAAUAAUAAUAAUAAUAAUAAUAAUAAUAAUAAUAAUAAUAAUAAUAAUAAUAAUGUAACAUUUUAUUUAUUUAUUUUUUAAUACCUAAAAAACCCCACCAUUGCCGCCAAACACCAAGUAAUUGAGUUUUUCGGUGGUAUUUGAAUUAAAAGGGGGGUUUUGGGUAGAAAAACGAAAGUGGGUGGGAGGUGAUGGAUUACAGCUUAGCAGCUUUGAAGUUGUUGUGCUCGCAAUUGAAACACGCCCGUGAAACCCCAUCUCAGAGCGCAUUGACUCUCGGUGGGAUUCUCUUCCAGCGGGCCUGGUUGCAGGGCAUUCUGGUCUAUGUCUCCCCCGACGGUGACCGCUUGCUUCUCGAUGAUGCCACCGGUGUCGCCGAGCUCCACCUCUCCGCCGACUUCCGUCUCCGUCCUUGGAAUAAUGGAAUGUAUGUUCUGGUGGUUGGAGCGUAUGUUAUUCGUACGGGUGAACCACCCAUGAUCAAGUGCUGCAGUUGGGUCCUCGGAGUUGCAACCUCCAAAUCUCUUUCGAAAAUGUUUAAUCUUGGGAUUAUCAUAGUUUAUAAGAAACACGUUCAGUUCUUAGUUUUCUGCUCAGGUUCGCAGGUUUUGUUUUCCAGUUUCUAUCGAAGAAGAAUGAAUGCAGCAAGCUUUUGAAUAUCCAUGUUUUAAGAAAACACAUGGUUUGCUACUGCCUGGAUUAGUGAGCCCUUUGGCUGAUACUUAUGAAGUCUUUGAAAUUUAAGAAAACAGAAUUAUGCAAUUUACAAAAUGCGGUUAUUGUAUACAACUUAUAUGUUAAAUAAAUGAAUGAGUUUCAGCUUAUUUUGAGGCUGCCAUUAUUUCUGAA